Messenger RNA from Pistacia vera, 1105 nucleotides. Its product is annotated as threonylcarbamoyladenosine tRNA methylthiotransferase. The transcript has 5 exons. Gene Ontology annotation, cellular component: endoplasmic reticulum. Gene Ontology annotation, molecular function: iron-sulfur cluster binding; tRNA (N(6)-L-threonylcarbamoyladenosine(37)-C(2))-methylthiotransferase activity. The coding region runs from base 16 to 930 and encodes 304 amino acids. The record is from RefSeq and is a predicted model, not a curated record. Gene Ontology annotation, biological process: tRNA methylthiolation. NCBI's taxonomy places the organism in Eukaryota, Viridiplantae, Streptophyta, Magnoliopsida, Sapindales, Anacardiaceae.
UAAUUGUAUCAGGCAAUGAAUCGGGAAUAUACUGUUAGUGACUUCAGGACAGUGGUAGAUACCUUGACCGCACUUGUGCCAGGGAUGCAGAUUGCAACUGAUAUAAUUUGUGGAUUCCCUGGUGAAACGGAUAAAGACUUUGCGCAAACUGUUAGCCUCAUUAAGGAGUACAAGUUCUCCCAAGUUCACAUUUCACAGUUCUAUCCUAGGCCAGGGACACCUGCAGCAAGGAUGAAAAAGGUGCCAAGUAAUAUAGUGAAGAAUCGAAGUCGUGAAUUGACAUCUGUUUUUGAAGCUUUCACACCCUAUAAUGGAAUGGAGAGUAGAGUGGAAAGAAUAUGGAUUACUGACAUUGCAGCUGAUGGAAUACACCUGGUUGGCCAUACCAAGGGAUAUAUCCAGGUCCUUGUAGUUGCUGCAGAAAGUAUGCUUGGUGCUUCAGCUAUUGUGAAGAUAACAUCUGUAGGAAGGUGGUCAGUUUUUGGAGAAGUGAUUGAGACUCUCAGCCAAAUAGACGAGAAAGCAGCUUCUAACAGGAGAAUAUCUAGUCAGGUCAGAUGGGAUCCGUGCUCCAACCAAGAUGACUCAUGUGCAUGCUCAAAUGAUCCACAUUGUGGUACUUGUGGACCAGAAAGCUGUGGAGGUGAGAUAGCCUUGGAGGAAAGUAGAGUUUCCAGGAUUGACAAAUUGCUGGAAGACCGUAGCAGCAGAAAUCUGAUGGGAUGGUUACUAAGGAAGCGUAAGAACCAUGUGCACAAGGUGGAAAAUGAUAUCGCAUUAGGAUCCAUGAAAAAGCAAGAAUGUGUUGGAGGAAGCAUUGGUGGUUGGGAUGUCAUCGACAAGGCUCUUCUCGGAGGAAUGCUUUUCAGCUUCUUGACAAUUGUAGCCGUGAUCAUACAUCUUGGAUAUAGGACUCCCCCAUCCAAAUGAAGCUUUUAUUGUAUUGGGUUUUGCAAUAUUUUGGUAUUGAGAUAUUUUACUGAAGAUUGCUAUAGAUUGAUCGCUGAGAAUGCAACCAAUUUUGUUUACCAAACAAUUUUAACUGAUUUCACUAUUACAACAGUUGCUAAAUUUCAAGUAAUCAUAAUGUACUCAUUUUUUUUCC